UCCAGGGCGGAAGGACCAGGUCUGAGGGAAGAUGGGAGGGGGCGUGGGACUCCACUCGCCACGGCGAGGCAGCCUUUGCAGAGCCUGGAAGAGGUGGCUGUGGCGGCAUGACCUCGACCUCCACCACCUCCUCCUCCUCCUCCCCCCAGGGCCAGGUGCUUGUUGACCCCCUGCAGGCGAAGCUCCUUCCUGGCUGCCGUGGUGGCCCUUUGGCCUCCCGAGAGUAGGGAGCUCGGUGGCGACUGCUGCUAAGCUCUCAAGGUGGCUUUGGCGUCUGCCAGGGGCAGCGCGCCCUCCUGAAUGUUGAGGGUUAGGGUCGCGCUCCCUACCCGCAGGUAGGGAUAUCGCGUCGGGUGUUUUAAGUAAUUGGUAUACAGUAUAAGAAUGCUGCGGGGCAGCACCGCGGGGUCGUUACAGUGCCUUCAUCCCCUAGAAGCGUUUGGUGGCUACUACUGUGUGUGCAGUAGGGUCUGCUGGGAUAGCCCAGUGGUUAGAGCAUGAGACUCUUAAUCUCGGGGUACAGGCCCCACGUUGGGCAACAUGAUUCCUGCAUUGCAGGCGGGGGUUGGACCAGAGGACUCUCGUGGUCUCUCCCAAUUCUACAAUUGUAUGUUUCUGAUUCUAUUUUUAUGAUCUUAUGAUCCAGACAGGACUCCUCUUGAUAGAUAUUUCUUUCUUUUUUUCUUUGUGUUUGGGAAGUGCGGGUGGGGAGAGCAGCUGGCCUAGUUGCUGUGCCCUAGGAACUGCAAAGGGGACAGGAUAUGGUGUGUGUAGUUUGUAUGUGGCAUUGGAUGUGCUCAUGUUGAAACUGCCAUGCUGAGGAGCUGAAGGAUUGGUGUCAUGAGGGCGUCUGUGAUUACCUGCUUUUGCUUAGUUCUGCAGCAUGUAGCAUUUUCUCUUUGACUAGGACUCCCAAAGUGACUUUUUACCCUGGGGAAAAAUUGGCAGCUCAUGGUAUAAUUAACCUGUGUAAUGUCCAAAUUCAGAAAUGCCUUAUGUGGAUCGCCAAAAUCGUAUUUGUGGUUUUCUAGACAUUGAAGAAAAUGAAAAUAGUGGAAAGUUUUUGCGGAGAUACUUCAUAUUGGACACAAGAGAAGAUAAUUUGGUAUGGUACAUGGAUAAUCCACAGAACCUUCCCUCUGGAUCUCCGCCAGUUGGAGCCAUUAAACUUACCUACAUUUCAAAGGUUAGUGAUGCAACUAAACUGAGGCCAAAGGCAGAAUUCUGCUUUGUCAUGAAUGCAGGGAUGAGGAAAUACUUCCUACAAGCCAAUGAUCAGCAAGACUUAGUUGAAUGGGUGAAUGUCCUGAACAAAGCUACCAAAAUCACAGUACCAAAGCAAACUGAUUCACAGGCUCACACUGAUAAUUCAACACGUCACACUGAAAAUGUGGGGUUAAAGAAGCAGAUGUCUUACAGGACAGAGAUUGUUGGUGGUGUUCCUAUAAUAACCCCUACUCAGAAAGAAGAGGUAAAUGAAUGUGGUGAAGGUGAUAAAAACUACUUGAAACGGUCCCAAAGCCACCUUCCAUAUUUUUCUGCUAAGCACCCCCCAGAUAAUGCUGUGAUUAAAGCUGGCUACUGUGUUAAACAAGGAGCAGUGAUGAAGAACUGGAAAAGAAGGUAUUUCCAGCUGGAUGAAAACACGAUAGGAUACUUUAAAUCUGAACUGGAUAAGGAGCCCCUUCGGAUUAUACCACUGAAAGAGGUUCAUAAGGUCCAGGAAUGUAAACAAAGUGAUAUAAUGAUGAGAGACAAUCUAUUUGAAAUUGUAACAACUUCUCGAACGUUUUAUGUACAGGCAGAUAGCCCAGAAGACAUGCACAGCUGGAUUAAAGCAAUUUCUGGUGCAAUAGUAGCACAGCGAGGACCUGGAAGAUCAGCAGCUUCUGAACAUUCCAACUGUUCUUCAGAAUCCACCUGUCCUGCAAAAACAGCAGCAGCCACCUCACAUUCCACAACCACUCACAACCCCUCUUUGGCCCAAACCCUUAACACCAAGCCCCUUGUCUUGGAGAAGCGAAGACUUCACGAAUCUUUUACCAAGACCAAGCCAGGGAGCUUCAAGAUCCAGGCUGUCCCUUCAAGAGACCCAGCUUCCAAAGUGACUCUACAGGGCCUAAUGGAACCUCAAAAUAAAAAUGGCACUCAGGAACAGGAUCCUGGCCCAGUGGAUCUGGAUGAUGCAAGCCUUCCAGUCAGUGAUGUGUAAUAAUGGGAAGAGUUUGGAGAGUGAUGCAUUUGCUUUAGGUCCUUGAAUUUCCUUGCUCAGACUUUUAGCCAAAGAUGACUAUGGGAUGAAAGAACAAAGAAUGGAAUAUUGCUUAUAUGUGUGUGCUUACAUUCAAAUUUGUGUAUGUUUAAAUUGUCAUAUGCUGCCUUGUACUGAUUAUCAGAGCGGACCUUUUGCUUCUACCGCAGUCUGAUGAUAAAUCUUUUUAAAGUGAGGGGCCAAAACAAAUGAUUAAAUAUUACUGUUGUCAAUAAGCAAGAUACCAGCUGCUUUUCAUCACCCAUAUGGCAAAACUGAGUAGUAUCUUUGUGCUUUAAUAAAAGAAAUGUCAACAUGUGACUUACUUAUACUCUAAUCCAGGCUAUUGACAAGCAAGUUGACUUACUUUCUUAAAACACUGGCACAGCCUUUCAGAUAUUUUAAUAUAUGUAUGCAGAGUUGUUUCUUAUAGGAUCAACACUGCGGAACCUUACAGAAAUAAGCAGAGCUUGAUAUAAUGUACUUUUCCUAUACACAGAGUCUUCAUGUAAAAAACAACGCUAUAAUGCUGCAGUGUCUGAAAUGAAGUGUAUUUUCCCUACCAUGAUGAUACAGAUUUGGCAGCUGCUGCAUGAUCUGAAUUCUUAUGGCACAAAUACCACCAGCACUGUAUUUUAGACAUUGCAUACACGUGUGUUAACUUACAUGAAAUGAGUGUCUCUAUGUGUGAGAAAAGCAUUCCUAAAGGCGAGGGGCACAGAGCACUUACACUGAUAAAAGUGUGCUGACUUUAUUGGAACUUCUUUGUAACUGCUCUGUGAAUCACUGCCCUUCUAUAAAAUUCAGUCCCCUUAGAAUUCCUGGUAUUUGGUGCUGUGAAACUAAUUAAAGAGUAAUACAGCUAUUUUGAAUAUUAAGCCUAUUUUUAUGCACUCCUAAAGGUAAAUUGUAAUUUUUGCACAUUUGGAUAUUAAUGGACCACCAAUAAAUAAGGGUGUCGUGGGGUUUUUUUAAGUAGGGAGAAGGGAAACUGGACUACUAAAUAAAUCUUUUACAAGUUUAACUAAAAGUAUUUUAUAUUAAGCUUCGCAGAAAUUAAAAGUUUAAAACUAUUGUCUUAAGAUUUUCCCCCUCCUAUAUGCUCCUUUCCCCCCAGUGUGGUAUUAAAUGGUUCUCAUUUUAUAUUUGGGUUAGUAAAGUCUAAACAAACCUGUUUCAUGCUGUUAACUGGUACUGAGUCGUUCAAUCAUGCAAUUGUGGCCUGUAACUUUUGGUGCACUAAAUUUAUUAAAAGUGCCUGUGGGUUCUUUCAUGAUGUGUUAAAUGUUUGGGGGUUAAUUGGAUGUUGAUUUUUGCUUUUGUGGUUUUGAACCUUAUUUUGUGUAGUGUAGUUCACAACAUGUAUAUAAAAAAAGAUACGCUCACGUUGCCAGCAUACUGGUAUCUAUUAGCUGUGCAUUGUGGUUUUUUAAACUGGAUGUUUGUUCAGGGUUUCAGUGAUGAAAAUAAUGGGUUUAAGACACUGAUGUUGGAUAUUUUGAUCAGAAUGAGCAUGCACUAUUUUGUAGUUAGGUUGUGAAAUUAUUUGCUUUAAUCAACAAGAGCCCCAAAGUUUCACAUGCUGCUGCUUAAUGCAAUUCAGUUUCCAGUUUGUAGUACUCUAGUUUUUUAAAAACCUUGUGUGUGAGAGAGAGAGAUGCUUGACAAAGCAUAGAAAAAAAGGGAAAGGGUAUUUCAGACAUUUAAGUGAAAAUGUCCACUGCUUCAGUGAACGUACAGUUGAGUUAUGCCCCAGCGGUACAGAUAAGCAACCUGUUUGAAAUUAAGGGUUCUGGAGUGAGGUUGUGUGGGAUUAUACUUCAGCCAAUAGGCAUGUUUCCUGCUCCCCUUGCUUGCCAUUUAGUAAGAUGUGGCAGAAGUGGAUUUCCCCUGUGUCCCACCACAAUUCAUUGUGGACUCUGGUUGUUUCCACAUACUCAAACAGGGUUUAAUUUGCUGCUGACUUUCAGUUGCCCCAACCCACAAACCUCAUUGGAAGAAGAUCGCUGCUCAUGGCCCAGUAGAGUUUAUUUAGCUUUGCAGGCAAUGGCACCAGAUGACGUUUUUCAGAUACUAACUAGACCAGGGGUCCCCAACCUGUGGCCCAUGGGCGGGAAGCAGCCCACAGAGGCUGUUUAACCAGCCCAUGAGCCCCCUGAACUGAGCUGCCCGCUCAACAAGUCCCCGUGUGCUGCGCUAAACCGGCGCAGUGUGGCAUGGGGACUCUCUUCCACAACUCUGGAAAUCACUUCUGCGCAUGCUCAGACACCAGAAAUUGCGUCUGCAUAUGUCCACGGCACCGGAAAUCGCUGGAAAGUAUACCCCCCCCCCAAAAGCCCCAGUCAGUGAUCUCAAAACAUGGCAGUAACAAAAUUCCCUAAAGCCAGCACACUGUGGGUCAUGUAGUCUUUUCCAUUUUAAUUCAUUUCUUGUUUCAGAGAAAUUUUCUUUCAGUUCCAAGGUGACUUGCAUUUUUUGGCUUUCUUUGUGCCAUACAUAAAGAAAAUGCAAGUGGAGAGUAACACUUGCAGCCCUACUAUAUAAGUAUUCACAUGGAAGCCCUACUUUCAGCUUGCCCAAGGCUCUUAAUGUCGUGGUCUGUACUAGUUUGCACCUUGAGACUUUAAACUUCUGCAACUUGCUCAUUCCAUCCUGUCAUUUGGUCUUUGUCAUAUAAUCUUUCUGCCUGCAGCUAAGUGGCCUCCUGCUUUAAAUUAAUUUGCCUUAGAGAUGCCUUCCCCCACAAAACUUGAUUUAAGCCUAUAUGUCUAUGCAGUUAUUUGUGUGAUCCCCACCCCAUCCCACUGGAAUUUACAUGGAGGGUCACAUUCUGCACUUGAACUUUCCUUUUUUGUCCAUUUUGGGUUUGCAUACAGUAUCUCACAGCAAGAGGUACAAGCAGUUACACCAUUGGUGCGGACAAUCUUGCAUUUUUCUGAUUCCAUUGUGUCUUCUCAAUUUUUUGUUCCUUAUAUUUUUGUGUGAAUUUAUACCAUUGCACACAUCCACCUAGAAGUGUAACUAUUUUUGCCUGUCAGAAUCUAGUUACUUUGUGAUCAUGGUAAAUCCACUAGUUUAGGCUUCCUUUCAAGGUUACACGCCCACUUUUUCAGCACACUGAUUUUAUUUAUUGAAAGGUACAUAGGUGAAUUUGCAACGUUAAUAAAAACUCCCAAACUUUCAGUUUUGAGGGGAAACCGCCUGUGUACGAAAGCUUGUAAACAUUAUUUGGAUUUGUUGAGACUAAAGUUGAAAAGAGAAAGGAUUUGUUAGUACUAACAAAUGCCUACAGCUAUAGUAGUAGCAAUGCCAAACUGCAGUGGUCUUGUUUCUAAUGAGUAUAGCAGCACCUUUACAUUUAUUAACCAUAAGCUAAACACAAGCAGUGUUUGUAAAUUACAUUAUUUGCCUUUUCAGUUACAUGUGAACUGGUAAGUUGACCGUUAAGAUUAGUUUAGUAGCAUACAUUUUAACUUGUAACAAACUUAGCCAAUAGAUAUUUGAAAUCUUAUUUUUCACAAAUAUGUACAUUGUGGGAGAAACUGAAUUGGAAUGUUUGUAUUGGCAUACUUUGUUGUAGUUUUAGAUUCUGGUACAGUUCUGGUACAGUUUUCACACUGCAUGUUCAUUUUAUUCUGUUUUGACAUUGCCAAUUUUAGAUACUGAAUUUGAAAGGAAGCAGCACUCUUAUUGGGAUACUUUUAAAAUUUAACUGCUUAAGAUAGUUCAGUGCAGGAAAAUAUUGUGGUUGCUAAAUUGUUAGGGUCUCUUAUUUAUCAGUACCUUUUUUAUAAUGUGGAUGAAAAUUGUUAAAUUAUUUUAGAACCUGUGGUGUUUUCUGUAAAUGUCACACUUAUUAAUAAAUUGACUUCAGUAAUGAAAUACAACAAUCCUAUCAGACUACUAUAUUUAGUGCACUUCAAAAGAAAAAGGUUAAUGGUGAGUGAAACUGUUUGCAUACUAUCUGUUGUUCUUCCCUGUUUAAUUCACAGAAAACUAAGUGACAAGUUUUUUUAAAAAAUAAAGAAAAGCCGACCUGUGAAAACUUCA
Molecule: messenger RNA, 6301 nt
Organism: Zootoca vivipara (common lizard)
Lineage: Eukaryota; Metazoa; Chordata; Lepidosauria; Squamata; Lacertidae
Source: RefSeq, a predicted model, not a curated record